CGUCGUCGUCCGAGAUCUAGUGGGGACGCUCUUGCUCUUGCUCCUCGACUGCGCGGCAUGGCGUCCCUCCUGGCCGUCAUGAUCGUCGCAAAGUCGAGCCUCGGCUCGCAGCUCGUCUACGCCUACCCGCCCGACCCUCGCGCCGUCCCCCGCACCCACAAACCCGUCUACUCGGCGAGCCGGCGACAGCGCGCCCUGUACCAGGCCUACACCUCGAGCAGCGACUCGGACUCGGGCACCGACACCUCGGACGACCAGGACGACCACACCCCCGACUCGAAGCACUUUCUCGGCUUCCCCGACAACGUCCUCGCCUCGCUCCUCUCGCCCUCGCGCGAGCUGUGCGACCAGCCGUUCGAGCUCGUCGUCGACCACCUCUCGUUCGUCGGCCACCCGGUGUGGCUCGGCGACGACGACCCGCCGCGAGACCGACCCGACGAGGCGGCCGCGAAACCCGACACCGGCGCGAGCGAGCGAGGACAAGACGGCGACGAGGACGACGACGACGACGACGACGACGACUCGAGCGCGGUACGGGGCAGGAGUCGACGGCCUCGGUACAAGGACCUCGUCACCGAGGACGACCUCGACCUGUCGGCCGCCGAGCGCGACCGCACUGUCGGCCCUCCCGCCAGUCGCAACGCCUCGGCACCUCCUCGCCCCCUCCUCAUCGCCGACAGCGGCUCGCCUUCCCCGACUCGACCCGGCACUCUCGCCCGCAGCCAGUCGUCGACGUCGACCCUCCACCCGGGCUCGUCGCUCGCGUCGUCGCAGCACUCGCACAACUCGCUCGCGGGCUCGAGCCGGCUCGUCUCCUUCAACUUCCUGUGCGUCAUUGACACGCCGCCCGACAGCCACCUGAGCAGCCACCUCGAGGGCUUCUACAAGGACGUCAUCAUCCCCAUCACGGCCAACAUCAAGGCGCUCGAGAAGAAGGACCUGUGGCUCGGCAAGCAGGCGGCCAAGUUGCGGCGCGCCAAGGAGACCGCCAUCGAGAAGGACGACCCGUACGACGCGUUCCUGCGCUCGCUCCCCGCCCGAUCCGCCCUCGCCGGCGCUCUCAGCCAGCUGUACACGUCGCUCAAGGCAGACGAGCUCGCCGAGAUCCAUCUCGGCCCGCUCCCCGUCCAGGUCAUCCUGCGCGGCGAGCUUCCGGCCGAGGACGACCUCGAGCUGCGCGAGCGCGACGCCCUCCUCCUGUCGGACCAAGCCGACGACGACCUGAGCCCGGCCGGCCGGCGCGACCGCAGCCUGUCGCCGGGCGGUCACGCGUACGGCAAGUCGCGUCCACCGCCGCUCUUCUCGAGGAUGCGGCGGCGGCCCCCGGUGCACUUUCACCCGUGGGAGACGCUCCUCCUCCUCGAGGACGCGCGUGUCCUGCAGCGCGACGUGCUCGAGGACUCGCUCCUGUGGCGGUUCCUCGAGAUCUGCCGCCCGACCUUGAGCUUUGCCGAGUACGAGACGCUGCUCGACCUCGACUCGGAGGACCAGCUCCUCGAGGACGUCGUCGACCACCUCGUCCACUGGAAAAAGGCGCGCGUCAUCGACCUCAUCUCGCUCAAGGGCUCGUACAGCAUCGCUGCAGGGUUCAAGCCGACUCGACUUCCCUUCCUCGCCUCGUCCUUCGCCACCGCCUUCCCUUCCCUUCCUCCACUGCCCACCCUCCUCUCGCGACUGUCGCCCACCGACCCGUACCUGGCCGUCAUCCCGUCGUCCUCCCAACGGAGCCUGUACCUCACCGCCCUCAUCUGGCUCCUGCGCAACGACGUCGUCGACAAGCCGCGCACCUUCGUGCGCGUCGUCGCGUCCGAGGCCAUCAAGCGCGCGACGACGCAGCACUGGGGCGGCCUCCAGAGCGGCGUCUCGGGCGCGACGACGUCGGGCACGGGCAUCUCGGGCAGGGACGACUCGGCAAGCCAGCUGAGCACGAGCGCGAGCGGGGCGAGCGAUCACUCGUUCGGGAGCGCGUACCGUCGCUCGAGGCUCGCAGUGGGCGGCAGUGCGCCCGGCGAGGACGGCGAGGGCGCGCGCGACGGUCGAGCAGGAGGAGCAGGGGCAGGAGCAGGAGGGGCCGACUCGCCGCGCGACUCGCAGCUGUCGACGAGCGCGAGGAGUGCGACGAUGAGCGCACGCCCACCUCGGUCGCGCAGGGCAGCGGCGGCACCGGCGCAACGAGCCAAAGGGCUCAGCACGGCGACCUACUCGAGCCACUCGGAGCGGCUCGACGAGGGCAACUUGGCGCCGAGCGUCAUCGUCGAGCCGGGCCGGCCGUCGAUGCUCGAGAGCAGGUGGAUCAGCGAGAUCUGCCGCGACAAGGACAAGGCCGUCGUCGACAAGUUUGAGCGCAUCAUCCGCAUGCUCAACGGGCGGCACCACCUCGACGAGAUCCGCUUCCGAGCGCAGCUCUCGCGCAAGCACCUCUCGCUCGUCCUCGCCGCGUUCGACGAGCACCUCGUCCUGUUCACCCACCCUUGAUCCCUCUCCCUCGUCGACUACGCCUCGCUCUCACUCGCCCUUCCACCUCACCCUCAUGACCGUCCUCCCGACGCCACUGCUCUUGCCCCUGCC
Rhodotorula graminis WP1 is the source of this 2568-nucleotide messenger RNA. RefSeq lists its product as uncharacterized. Bases 58 to 2475 code for a protein of 805 amino acids. The record is from RefSeq and is a predicted model, not a curated record. Gene Ontology annotation, biological process: TORC1 signaling; cellular response to amino acid starvation; positive regulation of autophagy. Lineage: Eukaryota; Fungi; Basidiomycota; Microbotryomycetes; Sporidiobolales; Sporidiobolaceae. The transcript has 4 exons. Gene Ontology annotation, cellular component: GATOR1 complex.